This is a messenger RNA of Ostreococcus tauri, 1116 nucleotides long. RefSeq names its product Short-chain dehydrogenase/reductase SDR. The transcript has a single exon. Bases 1 to 1116 code for a protein of 371 amino acids. Lineage: Eukaryota; Viridiplantae; Chlorophyta; Mamiellophyceae; Mamiellales; Bathycoccaceae. The record is from RefSeq and is a predicted model, not a curated record.
AUGGAGCGCGCGCUGGCGUCGAUGCGCGCCUCGGUGCGCGCGUGCGCGGGAUCGGGCGCGCUGGACGCCGUGAGCGACGGCGAGAACGCGGCGGAGCGAAAUUUCGGCGACGGCGAGACGGGGACGGCGACGGGUGAUCUCCGAGGACGCACGUACGUCGUCACGGGGACGGAGACGAGCGCGAUCGCGGCGGCGUGCGCGCGGCGGUUGCGCGACGCGGGGGCGAGGGUGGUGUGCGCGUGCGUGGACGCGAACGAAGCGCGCGCGCGGGUGGAUGGAGACAAAGGCGACGGGAGAGACGAGGACGCGACGACGGCGAACACGGCGCAUGAGAGGGAGUUGAGGGCGUCGGGGGCGUUGGUGACGAUGUACUGCGACGUCGAGCGCCUGGAGACGAUCGAGAGGUUCGCGCGGGAGUUUUGCGCCAAGGCGUGGGCGCUCGACGGCGUGCUCAACGCCGCGUCGACGACCAUGGAGGAAUUCUCGCUCACGGCGGAUGGCAUCGAGCGACACUUCGCGGUGAAUCAUCUCGCGCACUUUAAGUUGACGUCGCUGUUGAUGGACGAGCUCGUGCGCACGGCGGCGGCGUCCGGGCGCGAGGGUCGAGUGGUGUAUCUGACGUCGAAUCUGCACCACUUUUCGUUUCGCAUCCGUCAGGGAACGCCCAAGCCGAGCCGAGGCAUCGAUUUCGCGAACAUUAACAGCGAUUUCGGAUACUCUCCUCUGAACGCGUACGGGCAGAGCAAGCUCGCGAACGUCUUACACGCGUGGUCGCUCUCUGAGCGUUUGGCCAAAUCCGGCGCGCGCGUGCGUUGCGUGGCGGCGACGCCCGGACUCACCGAGCUCGAGCUCGAUCGUUCGCUCUCCUUCCCCGGUGGGUCUCUCAUAUCAGCCCCUCUGAAAUACGUCAUGAUCAACACGCUGGAGGAGGCCGUCGUGACGCCGCUCUACUGCCUCACCGCGCCCACCAUUCCGCCCGGAACGUACUUCAACAACUGCGUCCCGGUCAAAGCCAGCCUUCCGGGCCGAGACCCUCGACUGGCGGCCAGACUCUGGGAAUUCUCCGAAGAGCUGUGCGAUGCAGGAGCGGUCAAGGACGCCGAGGGAUCGGAUUGA